AUGUUCUGUUCAGCAGAAAAAAAGGAACCGGGGAGGAAGUUGAAAAUCAUACUUAUGUUCACCAAGCAGCGGCAACUGAUAAGUCUCAGGUUCAGUGCUGGAUCAACUGCCGUCGAAUUUGGAUCGUCCUCGGUUGAGUACAUUUUGUGUUUUUGCUGCUGCUGCUGCUGCUGUGUGAUUUAGUUCUUGUGAUACAUAGAUUAACUAUAAUGCGGAACAAAUAUUUCGGCAAAGACUGUGCCGAUAUGGAUAAAAGUUGCAUAAUCAUCGAUCUGUGCGACAUACAAAGCGUAAAAUCCGAAGCACUGUCGGGUACUUUACCUUUGGAAAAUCUGGAUGAAGAAAUUGCGAUGCAGAGUAUUACCACAACCCAGUUAACGAAGGAGGAAAAAGAUGUCAAGAAGAAACGUAUUGAGCAGUGGGUGGAUGAGCUGGCGGGUACAAGCGAAAAACCACUGCCGAAUCUAGAGGAAUCUGUCGGAACGGUCGAACCGGAAGUGAUCAAUUCGGAACCGGUGGCAGGGCAGAGUUUAAACAUUUCCAGCGCGAGGACUUUACUGCCACCCGAAGUAGUGAAUCUUAAAGAAACAGAAUGUUUCGUUAAAUUUAUUAACUAUUUGGCGAUUUAUGCUUUAAACAAAGUCAGUGAAAUUGAUUUACGUGUUAAAAUGUUAAACAUUACACACAACGAUCUCGAUCCACAAUUGAACUAUAGACUUUCCGUUGGUUUUGAGUUUACUUUCGAGCGUUGUGUCGUACUUUUUUAUGAAGCUCUGCUUGACUUGACUGAAAUCAUGCAACAAUUUACGACUCCCAAUCAAAAUCUUGUGAUUGCAUGGAUUUACGAUAUGGUGAAUUUCAUAUGUCAAAAAAACGGUAUUAACGGAACUUUUUUGCAAAAAGAAAAUUUCGUGGAACGUUUACUUAUGGACUUCAUAAAAAGUCAGAACGAAGUGCCCAACGAGGAAAAUAUAUUUUUCCGUGUUUGUCAACGACUUCUGCCGUCAACGGUUCUUCCAAAUAAUGUACAGCCACCUGCCAAAAAGCCUCGCAAACGGCGUACCCCCAACCCGAAAGUAACAAAUCCCAAACCUGCUAAAGAGAAACCACUUCCUGCAUCAACAAGUCCUCCGAAAAAACAGGCGACUAAUAGCAAUGUGAUCCAACCGGUAGGUUUACCUUCAUCGAUUACGACCAUGCCACAAUCUGCGGACAGUGGAGGGGAUUCAAUUGAAAAAUCACCGACUAUUUUCAGUGAUUUCGAUAGGAUACCUUCUCCAAAGUCAUCGCUUCCUGGUAGAAUAAAGCCUCUGUCUCCGCCUCCGUUGCCACCUCCGCUGCCUGCGCCUCCAGCACCACCAGCCACAGCUUCGUCCACUUCACCGGUACCAGAAGAUUCGACUGGAUCGAACCUCGUUGGUGCCGUUAUUCCAGUAAUCUUGUCCCCGUUACCCAAAGAACCUUUUCAACCAACGCAGUCUACGCAUGGCGAUCACUGUCCUGAUGAAUUCUACAAUAUAUACAACAAGCCUCGGCAGAGUUAUCUUCCAUACCCCGGCAACUCCUCUCCUCAAUGGAACGGCUUCGUUAUUAACCAACAUUUAAUAUCACCUACUCACGUACCUCCUACUCACUACUCCGUGCCAAAUAGUUUCUGUGUCCCACCUCCUCCUACGGGACGUUAUCAUCAGCCUGUUGCGCCUCCACCUAACCGGCAGCCUUACAGUACGAGCAAUACCCAUCCGUACAAUAUCGGUCGUGAUUGCAGGGCAAGAUACACAGCACCACCUCCUAGCAGUAUAGUAGCGCGUUCAAUACUCAACCGCAGUACAAAUUUCACACCUUAUUCGAAUCAGACAAGAUCGCAAUUUAAUCGCGUGGCGCAUAAUCAAGUCUGGUAGAGAGAACAUAGUGGAAGGAGCAGUGAUUUUUCUGAUUACUAAAAUUUUCUCUAAGUUUUAUAACAUAUAAUUAAUGACGUUCUAGUAUUAACUGAUUCAUUUAAGUGCGGUGCAAAUCCAUCGAAAUCCAUUAGCAGUUAUUUUAUGAAAAUAUCUGGUCGAAUCUCAUUUUCUAUGAAAAAGAAAUCUUUAAAAAUCGUGUGUUCGAACAUGAUUUGUAGGGUUAGCUUUUGUAUAAGAAUUCAAAACUGAAUUGAAAAGAGCCAAAGAACAAGCUCAAAUGCCAUGAUGAACGUUGACGUUUUUUUUUUUUUUCAGAAGAGAUUAUUACAUACAUUUAAAAAAAUUGAA
Molecule: messenger RNA, 2252 nt
Organism: Uranotaenia lowii
Lineage: Eukaryota; Metazoa; Arthropoda; Insecta; Diptera; Culicidae
Exons: 3
Coding region: 210-1901 (563 amino acids)
Source: RefSeq, a predicted model, not a curated record